Messenger RNA from Cryptosporidium muris RN66, 1953 nucleotides. Its product is annotated as Mpp10 protein, putative. Bases 1 to 1953 code for a protein of 650 amino acids. NCBI's taxonomy places the organism in Eukaryota, Apicomplexa, Conoidasida, Eucoccidiorida, Cryptosporidiidae. The record is from RefSeq and is a predicted model, not a curated record. Gene Ontology annotation, cellular component: small-subunit processome; sno(s)RNA-containing ribonucleoprotein complex; Mpp10 complex. The transcript has a single exon. Gene Ontology annotation, biological process: rRNA processing.
AUGGACAUAAAGGGAGGCCUAGAAAAUAAAGAAAUAUCAAUCACUUCUGUAUAUCAUAGCGAAAAUGAGCUUAUACCAAAGAACCACAUAGAAGAGCUUGAAUCUCUAGUAGAACAACUUAUAAAGAAACCAGAAGAACUAUUUCUAGACUCAGAAACUAAUAGAAAGUUGUUUCAAAAAUUCACAGGUAUUUUUUUAUCAACAGCAAUGAUAGAUCCGAGUGGAAAAGCACCUACUUUAAGACUUAUGGAGAGGUUAGAAGCAAAUCAAAACCAACUUUGGCAGUCUAUUGAAAUAUUGAUGAGAUCUUCUCUGAAAAACAUAAGUAAUAGAAUCAAACAGUUUGAAAAGCUUAAUAUUAAAUUAUCUAAUGGAAAGGAAGAUAAUAUAGCAAAUGAAGAUUUUAUGAAGACUUUUCUUAACAUAGAUAACUUCGACCAUUUGGAAGUUAUAUCUGACUCUUUAUUACCAUGUGAUAGUGAGAUUGAAGACAAAAAAUAUACGGAGAAAUACCUUCCUAGUGAUUCGGACUCUCUAGGUAAUAAGGAAGUCGAUUUUUUCAACUAUGAUGAAAUGAAGGCUUUCAUUAAUGAAGGAAUUCAUGAAUAUAGAGACAAUACUACUAAUAAUAUAACGGAUAAUAUAGAGAAUACUGAUGAUUCUGACAGUUAUGAAGAACAUGCAGAUUCAGAAGAUUAUAAUCUUUCUGACAUGAAGUAUGAAGAUUUUUUUGGUGGAAAAGAAACUAAAUCUAAGAAAGUUACUAAGGAUAAUUGUAUAGUAGAUCCUGUAGAACUUAAAUUAGAAGAAGCAAUAAGGAAAUAUAAGAAAAGUGUAAUGGACGACUUAAGCGAAUCUGAAGAUCAAUCUACUGAAAUAUCUGAUAAUGAAAGUGGUCCAGAUGAAGAACUUGAGAAAAAGCUCUCCAUGACAACUAAACCUAAUAAAGAACCCCUUGAGAAUAAAGGAUUAUCUAAGUUGUUUGAACAACAAGAUAGAAUAAAUAAACUUAUAGAUGAGAUGGAAAGUGAAUUGAUAUCUCAGAAACAUUGGACUAUGAUGGGAGAAAGUCUAGGUAAUAAACGUCCAAAGAAUAGCUUGUUAGAAGUACAUCUUGAGAUACCUCAAUAUUCUAAUACUAGUAAUAAUUCAGAGGAAAUUUUAGAUAUGGAACAAUCAUUAGGAAAUGAUGAAGGUGAGAUUACUGUAUUUACAGAUGAUAAGUUAAAUGACUAUAUAGAAAAGAUAGUGAAACAACGAAUUUCAGAUGGAAUAUUUGAUGAUGUAGAAUCUUCAUCAUCACUCUUGGCAGUCCAAGCAAUUUCCGAGCUUACUAGGAAGACCCAAGAUGAAGUUGACUUAUCAGUUGAGAAGUCACGUGUGGGUCUUGGAGAUAUAUAUGCACAAAAGUACCAACAAGAGAUGGGAAUUAAUCCUAAUGUAGAAGCAGAUAAGAAUAAACAAGAGCUAGUCGAACUUUUUGCUAAAAUUAUGCACAAACUAGAUAGUCUUUCUAAUCAACGUUUUGUUCCAAAACAAAUAUCAGCUGAAACUAAUGCAUUAACUACAAAUGUCCCAGCAUUUAAGAUUGAGGAUACUGUCCCAGUGAUUAUAUCAGAAGAUUCUCGUCUUGCUCCUGCUGAAAUAAAAUCCAUGGGAAAUUUAGUACCAGUUGAAGAGAUGUCCCGUGAAGAAAGGAGAGCUCAUAGAAAUGCAUCUAAGGAAAAAAGAAGAAAAAAACUGAAAGGACUAGUUAAAAGUGGGAAUAUGUCUGAGAAGCAAUAUAAUGAACGUAGAGUAAGCCUAUCAAAUAAGAAUAAACAAGCUAAAGCCGACAAGAUUUCUAUUCAUGAAACAGGUUUAUCAGUACGAGACGCAUCUAAAGCUAAUAGAACAUCUGGUUCAAAAAGACUAAAGUCCCAUCACUUUGCAAUUAGUACAGCCACUCGUUAG